Messenger RNA from Meloidogyne enterolobii, 552 nucleotides. The record is from the annotation of a GenBank genome assembly. Lineage: Eukaryota; Metazoa; Nematoda; Chromadorea; Rhabditida; Meloidogynidae.
AUGGGAAUACCUGCUGAUCGUUCUGCUCGUUCAAUUUUUGUUGGAAAUAUUUCUUAUGAUGUUAAUGAAGAGGAAAUUAAAAAAAUAUUUUCUGCGUGUGGACAAAUCAUUGGUUUUCGUUUAAUGUAUGAUAGAGACACUGGAAGGCCUAAAGGUUUUGGUUUUUGUGAAUUUACGGAUGUGCAACAUGCUGAGGCUGCUAUACGGAAUUUUAAUGGUUAUGAAUUACACGGAAGACAGUUGAGGGUGGAUUCGGCGACGGGAAAUGAAUCUGAGCAACAACAACAAUUCCAACAAUUUCAAAUUCCAGUAAACCCACCCCAACCAGUUAUACCCAUUCCUGAAGAAAAUCCUUAUGGACCAGAACCCGAACCUGGAAAAGCUCCGGAAGCCAUUGCUCGAACUGUUGCUUCUAUGCCGCCUGAAAAAAUGUUUGAAUUAAUGAGGUCGAUGAAGGAGACUGUUAAUAAUAAUCCGCAAAUGGCUAGGCAACUUCUUAUUGAAAAUCCACAACUUGCUUAUGCUCUUUUACAGACUUCAAAAUUGUUUUGA